ACAGCAGAGCAGAGCGGAGGCUGGCACCACCAACACCAACACCAGCAGCAGAGGAAGGACCCUUUGUGCUCCACCGACUCACGCGCAUCCUUCUGAGAGGAAACACCAACACACAUCCAGAGGAAAACGCUCAGUGAAGCACAAUGGGACCAUUCCAAGAAUAUGAGGAAAAGAAGUCACCGGAGAAAGGAAGUCCCCGCAGCCGCAUCCCUCGUCUGGUCCUCCAUCCCUUCCCACCAAAGGACAAAGGCUCGCCUCUGUCUGACUCUCCAUUAUCAGAGGAGGAGGGGAAGGAGGGGUACGUCAGCUCGGACCACUCCAAGCGCACCAUCAGCACCACCAGCUUCUGCUCUGAUGACACCGGCUGCCCCACUAGUCAGUCUGUGUCCCCCUCCAAAACCCCGCCAGGCUCAGAGCAGAGUGCCCACGGCUCGCCCGUACUCCCGGAGCGCAAGACCAAAGUGAAGAGGGUGAGGGUGAUGGCCGAGUGGAGCGGAGAACCCCGGAGCGGCCCUCGGCACAAGAGGGAGCUGAGGUCGGCCAUGAAAGCCAGAGGAAGUGAGGCAGACUUCAGCUCCUCCAGCAGCACAGGCAGCCUGAAGAACAGAGAGGGCCUCGCCUCAAAGUCAGCUGGAAAGAGAGCUCCAACACGCAGCCGUGGCAGCUACAUCAGACCGCUCCCGGUGUUCAAACCAGCCGGGAGCCCCACAGCCAACCGCGACUCAGAGCUGUAUGCCCCCUACACGACCCCCCCCAGAGCUGUCUCCUCCACCACCACCAGCAGCAGCUGCAACUCCAGCCCCACCUCCAGCAGAAGAGCGAUCCUGGGACGCUACCACUCCUGUGGAGACAAUCAUGGCAUCAAACCCCCGAACCCAGAGCAGUAUCUCACCCCUCUACAGCAGAAGGAAGUGGCCAUCAGACACCUGAAGACCAGACUGUUGGAGUCUGAGACCAGAGUCCAAGACAGAGAGACGGAGGUGCAGGAGCUCAAUGCACAGCUCGGCAGAAUGAGGGAAGACUGGAUUGAAGAGGAAUGUCACAGGGUGGAGGCUCAGCUGUCCCUCAAAGAGGCUCGCAAAGAGAUCAAGCAGCUGCGUCAGGUGGUGGAAACGAUGAAGAGCAGCCUGAUGGAGAAGGACAAGGGCAUACAGAAGUAUUUCAUCGACAUCAACAUCCAAAACAGGAAGUUGGAGUCCCUGCUGCAGAGCAUGGAGAUGGCCCAGAGCGGCACCAACCUCCAAGACGAAAACAGCUUGGACUUCAUCUGUGACAUCCCCGAUAACGAAGAGAAGAAGAUGAUGGGGGAGGAAGAGGGUGGGAUGGAGAUGGGAACACAAGGGGCGGAGGCCAUGGCUGACAGUGGGCUGUUGGUGAAUGAUGAGAUGGCCAACAGGGCAGACAUUUUGGAGCAGAUCUUCAUGUCCACUGCGGUGGAUUUUAGUCAAUUGGGUGCAGGGGCUGAGUCUGGGCCUGGGGUGUCUGCGCUGACAGAAGAUGGACAGUUUAUUGAUGAAUCUACUGAACCAGCUCUACCAAACACAGUUUCCACCACCAUCGCCAUCCCCUCAAGCACAACUUCCCUGCACAACACGGAAGAUAAAGAAACCCAGACCGACUUAUUGCCCACAUCUCCAGACCUGCAAACUCUGCUCCUCCAGCUGCUCCAUUUCCACGGGGUAACAGUGGGGGAAACGGCUCUGAUGGGCUCCAGCAAUCUGAUGGCUCUCCCAUACCUGCCCACACCCACUCCCACAACCCCUGAAAUCACCAAAUUAACACCUGCCCCACCUAACAUGCCCACUCCUGCUCCCCCAGAGAAUCCAGAUCCCUCCACAGAUUCCGGCAUGUGCUGCUCAGAACCCAAAGAGAGCCGUCGGUUCAUGGAGGAGCUGGAUUUCAGUGUCUGCGAGGAGGAACCUUCUCUGUCAUCGGGGCUGGAUGUGGUCGGAAAGCGGUACUGGAGCAACAGCUUCCUGGUGGAUCUGGUGGCAGUUGCAGCCCCGGUGCUCCCGACGGUGGCCUGGCUGUACUCGCGGCAUGGUGUGGAUGGAAGCGCUCCAGUGUAUAACAUAGCUGCUUUCAUCAGAGGCUGUUACAUCAUGGGAUUGCACUCUCUUCGUCACGUCCCUCACAGGCCCGAUGCGUAAAGGCUAACACCCCCUUCCGCAUGUACACGCCUAAUCUUGAACUAAAAGCACUUAAGCAUCUUUUUUUGUGAGAUUUGUUGCGUUUUUUUGUUGAACACUUGAUUAUCAAUGCAGUAAUUUUGGGUUCCAACACUUGUUACUUUGCACUUUACAGUUACCAUGAUGGUGACGUGAAAGGGAUUAUUUAUAAAGGGGGUUAUUUAUUUAUAUAUUUAUUUUAUCAUUAAUAUGUAUAAGCUGAUCAUCUGGGUAGAUGGUUGUGUUGUCGUCCUUUGGUGUCCCUAUAGUUGUCCUUGUGUUUGGAAAGAAAUGGAAAAUGGUUAUUUAUGUUGGGAUGAGGUGAAUGAUACAGGAGGUGAAAUUAAAUGUUUGGGUUUGAAAAGUCCACAAUUUUGUUAUUGUUCGAAAGAGAUACCUUCAGCCAAAGCUUUAACGUGAGUUCACUGUAAGUGUUUUGUGAAGAAGUAUAUAUUUUGUUUCCCUCCUUGGGAGUAGAGCUUUAUUCUGUACAGCCUUGUGUAUUGUUCAUAUAACUAAGUUAAUGCUUCAAAGCAACUGACACUUAUUAAUGUGCCUGAGCUAUGUGCAAUACUGGUGGUUUACAUAAAAUGUCCUUGUAUCUUUAAUAUUAAAGCAUGAUAAAAUCUC
Molecule: messenger RNA, 2798 nt
Organism: Notothenia coriiceps (black rockcod)
Lineage: Eukaryota; Metazoa; Chordata; Actinopteri; Perciformes; Nototheniidae
Gene: sybu
Product: syntabulin (syntaxin-interacting)
Exons: 8
Coding region: 144-2150 (668 amino acids)
Biological process (GO): axonal transport of mitochondrion; synapse maturation
Cellular component (GO): cytoplasmic microtubule
Source: RefSeq, a predicted model, not a curated record